CUGACCAUUCCGAGGUAAGUUGUGAAACCUGACCAUGUCACAAGACACCAGAGACGCUAGAUCAGGAAAUGCGAAAAAGCAUGUGCCCACUUUACUCAAGCCUUACCAGGAAGAAAAUACAAUGAAGUUGAAAAUCCAGACUCUGUUUGUCGUCAUAACUGUCGUCUCGCUCGUAGUGACAGCUGUGAUUUUAUACAGCUUCAACAAACAGCUUCAUUUCUUCGCGCUGAGACUGUCAAGCCGAAGCCCAUCCCCUCCCCACAUAGUCUUCAUUGUGGCAGACGAUCUCGGAUGGAGUGACGUCAGCUGGCACAAUCCAAACAUGAUCACGCCAAAUCUCGAGAAGCUUGCGAGAAGUGGAUUGAUCCUCAAUUACUCCUAUGUUGCGCCUCGGUGUUCGCCUACAAGAGCUUCACUAAUGACAGGAUAUUAUCCCCAUAGAAUAGGACUUCAGUAUCAAGUGAUCAACCACGGUGAUAGGUCACUUCCACUUUCAUUUGAUAUAUUACCCCGUAAGCUGAAAAACUUGGUUUACGCCACGCAUAUAGUAGGCAAGUGGCACCUCGGACUGUGCAGUUGGAAGCACACUCCUACCUUCAGAGGGUUCGACUCCUUCUUCGGUUAUUACAGCGGGAGGGAGGACUAUUACACCCAUAAAAUAGGUAAGAUAUACGAUUUUAACUUCAACACUAAAGUUUAUAAUGAUACGCAACAACAGUAUUCGACUUUUCUCUUCCGUGAUCGAGCGGUUGAUAUAAUCCAACAGCACAACCCAUCAGUGCCAUUGUUUCUGUAUCUACCCUUCCAAGCCGUCCAUGGAACUCUCCAGGUACCUCCAAAAUACUCAAAUAUGUAUUCCCAUCUGAAUCGCAAUCGCGCUACCUAUAGCGGAAUGGUGACAGCUAUGGAUGAAGCCAUCGGAGACGUGGUCAGUGCGCUAGAAAAAAGAGGUCUCUCAGACAAUCUUCUGUUGGUCUUCCUCAGUGAUAAUGGCGGCCGACCGCUUAAAGGUGGAUAUAACUGGCCGUUGCGUGGAAUAAAAAAUACCCUCUGGGAAGGUGGGACGAGGGCAGUUAACUUUGUGUACAGCAAAACCCUCUUAAAAGACUCCAGUUCUGUGAGCAAUCAUUUGAUGAACGCUGCCGACUGGCUCCCAACCUUUCUGGCAGCUGCCGGAAGCAAGCACGUCGACCUUGACAUUGACGGCGUUAACCAAUGGGACGUCAUCAGCAAAGGAGCACAACCAGUAAGGUCAGAGCACGUGUACAACAUUGAAGGAAGGGCUGCGAUUCGUGUUGGGAAAUACAAACUCAUCAAAGGAGAUCCUGGCUUCCAGUUGGGUGAACAUCAACCUGUUUUUGAUUUCAUAGGUAGGGGUAGAAGGACUGCAAAUGGCUGGAUAGCUCCGGAAGACAUCGGGAGCGAGAAGACCAGGUUUGGAAAACCUAUAGCAAAGAGGUAUGGUCUUUUUAAUCUACACGAAGACCCCUUGGAGGAACAUGACAUUUCUGAGGACUUCCCUGACAUUGUGGAGAAGCUUAUUGGGAGACUGCAUCACCAUAUGAAUCUGUCUGUUCCCUAUGUUAAGAGUACACCGAUGACUAAAGAGUACAGUAGGCUGAAUGUAAUGAUUCCAGGAUGGUGCGAUGAAUGA
Molecule: messenger RNA, 1654 nt
Organism: Haliotis rubra (blacklip abalone)
Lineage: Eukaryota; Metazoa; Mollusca; Gastropoda; Lepetellida; Haliotidae
Product: arylsulfatase B-like
Exons: 2
Coding region: 35-1654 (539 amino acids)
Source: RefSeq, a predicted model, not a curated record